Halteromyces radiatus is the source of this 650-nucleotide messenger RNA. Its product is annotated as phosphoribosyltransferase-like protein. The record is from RefSeq and is a predicted model, not a curated record. Gene Ontology annotation, cellular component: cytoplasm. Lineage: Eukaryota; Fungi; Mucoromycota; Mucoromycetes; Mucorales; Cunninghamellaceae. Bases 42 to 650 code for a protein of 202 amino acids. The transcript has 2 exons. Gene Ontology annotation, molecular function: hypoxanthine phosphoribosyltransferase activity. Gene Ontology annotation, biological process: hypoxanthine metabolic process; XMP salvage; GMP salvage.
GUUUAUUUCUUUUUCCCCCAUUCUCUUUUCUUCUUUUUAAUAUGUCCAAGAAAUAUAUCACGUACAAUCAAGUUCACAAUGAUAUUCGUGAGGCAGUGAAACGCCACCGGUUGAAUGAAGAUUUCAAGCCUGAUUUGAUGAUUGCUAUUGCAGCAGGAGGUAUGAUCCCAGCACGGUUUAUGCGUACUUUUUUGAACAAGGUGAAUGGUCGUAACGUACCUAUUCAAGUGAUUGGUCUUUCUUUGUAUGAAGAAUUGGAAAUUGCUGCUGCCAAUGGUGAUACCCGUCCUGUGGAAGUGACCAAGACACAAUGGCUUAACUUUGCUCAAUCGGAAACUUCACUCUUGGGUAGACGUAUUUUGAUUGUGGAUGAAGUGGAUGAUAGUCGUAUGACGAUGGCUUAUGCUGUGGAAGAAAUUCAAAAAGAUAUCUUGGCUGAAGAAUUACGACAAGGCAUGGCUCCUGGAAGCAGUGGUACUACAAUUGGUGUCUUUGUACUACAUAAUAAGGAAAAACCCAAGAAACGACAAUUACCUGAUGAAAUCAUGAAGAAUUAUUUUGUUGGUGUCAAUAUGGCGGAUCAAUGGUUGGUUUAUCCUUGGGAUGCUAUUGAUAUUGAAGAACAUGAUGCUCUUUCCACACCUGAAUAG